UUAAUCGAGACAAUCAUGGCAUUCGAUUUAAAAGUUUAAAAUAUAUAUAUUUUUAAAUCAAUGCCCGAAAUUGAAGAAUUCACUUCCGGGACAAACACCCUUUAGUAAAGACCUGUGAUUGCGCGUUGCUGAAUUAGCUAUAACAUACGUUUUAAUUACUGAAUACAAACAUCUAGAUAAGCUACAGAUACAAUGUCAAACAAAGAAGUUAAAUCAGCUCUAAAAAAUGCCAGAGAUGCCAUAAAGAACAAGGAAUUUAAAGAGGCUCUAAAACACUGCAAGGCUGCCCUGAAACUAGAGAAGAACAAUUACAAUGCCUGGGUGUUCAUUGGUGUGGCCGCGAGCGAGCUGGAGCAACCAGACCAGGCCCAGACAGCCUACAGGAAGGCUCUGGAGCUGGAGCCAGAGCAGCUGCUGGCCUGGCAGGGAUUAGCAAACCUGUAUGAGAAAAGUGACCAGACGGAUUUCAAAGCGGAACUACCCAAAGUCUACCAGAAACUCAUUGAGCUUUAUGAAAGUUCAGACAAAACAAAAUGUUAUGAGGCGAUCAGAAAACUGGCAGACAUCUUCCAUAUGGAGAAGGACUAUUUACAGGUGGCCAGGGUGUGGCGAAGGCUGAUUCAGCUGAAGGAAGGAGAAGGUGCUAACAAGGCAGAGCUGCUGCAGCUAUGGCAACAGAUGACCUGCCUUCUCUCAGACAGCAUGGAGGAUCACGACAAUGAGACUCAGCAGCACUUAAUUGCAGCCUUUGAGAAGGCCAUGGUUCUCUCUGACAAUGUGCCUGGCGAGGACCAUCGGAAGCUCUCAGCUAACUACCUCAAAUGCCUUUCACAACUUUCGCAUGAGGAGUGUAAAAUUAAAGAGGCCUGUGAGUCCAUAUUGGCCCUCUAUCCCUCACAAACAUUCCCUUUGGAGAUCCUCGGUGCACAUCAUCUCAAGUCAGGGGUCUGCAGUGAGAACGCGGGCCGUUGUUUCUCCCGUCUCUUGGAGUUGGACCCAGACAGUGGCUUAGGCCAUCUGGGUUUGGGCAUCAGAGCUCUGGAGGAGGGAAAAUGUGACGACUCCAUUAAGUAUCUGGCCCAAGGACUGAAGCGAAUGCGCUCCAGCUUGGUGGGCUGGUGCAGCCUUGCUCAGGCCCAGCUGAAAAUGCACCGAUAUUCCGACUGCGCAACAUCCUGCUCCCAAGGUCUGAAGCUGGGUGGGGCUGGAGAAGAGGCACUGGGACAAAAGCUCCUGAGGCUGAGGCUAGAGGCCCUUGUGAGGACUGGGGAUGAGCACACUGCAGACCAAGCCCUGGAGAGCCUCUCACAGCUUUCAGAUGCUAACAAUGACCCUGUCCUGGUAGCCUUAAAAGGAAGAGCGUAUUUGCAAAAAGGCCAAGUUGACCAAGUGCUCCAGGUAUCCACGGAGCUGCUGAACUCUCACCCUGACCUGGCUGAGGGACUGGUGCUGAGGGGACUGGCACACAUUGCACAGGGACAUCACCAACUAGCAGAACAGAGCCUCCUGCAGGCUGCAGCCCAGAGCCCAACCUGUGGAGAGUACUACUUCCUGUUGGGGCGGCUGUACUGGGACAUGGGGGAGGAGAGUCGCAGGGACAGGAGCAAGGCCCACACCCAUCUACUGAAGGCUGCCAAACUGGAUCCGUACCUGGGCUCUGUGUUCUGCUACCUGGGCCAUUACUACCGGGAGGUGGCCAGGGACCAGGGUCGAGCCAGGGGCUGCUACAAGAGAGCCUUUGAGCUGGACAGCAACGACGCAGAGUCCGGGGCUGCCUCUGUGGAUCUGAGCAUGAAUGAGGGGGACAUGGACACUGCCCUGGCUGUGCUCCAGUCAGUGAUCCAGAGAGCCACCCCUGGUUCAGCAAAGUGGGCCUGGAUGAGACGAGGCCUUUACCACCUGAAGGUGGGCCAGCACCCCCAGGCCUGUGCAGAUCUGCAGGCUGCUCUGAGGGCUGACCCCCAGGACUGGGUGUGCUGGGAAUGUCUGGGCGAGGCCUACCUGAACCGCCGGAGCUUCACGUCGGCCCUGAAGGCCUUUGCCAAGGCCCAGCUGCUCAACCCCUCCUCCAUAUAUAGCCUCUACCAGACUGCUGCCAUCAAACAGACCCUGGGCAAGUUCAAAGAGGCUGCAGCAGAAUACCUGCAGAUCAUAGCCCAGGAGGACUAUGUGCCUGCCCUCAAAGGUCUUGGGGAGUGUCUGCUGUCCUUGGCCAGAUGCCUGAUGGAGGACUAUAGAGAUGGAGGAGCCAUAGACCUCAUCCAGCAGGCCAUCCAGUACCUCUUCAGGGCUGUAGAGCUGCGUCCAGACCUGUCCUGUCUGUGGAAGUUACUGGGAGACGCCUGCACCUCAGUCAGCACUGUGGCCCCCAACAGGGCCCGCGUUGUGGUGCCAGGACCCCUGGCCGGGUUACAACCCCCAGACCAAGGCCACCUUCUCAACCAAGGACACACCCUCCGAGUGGGGGAGAGAUGCUAUGGGCGUGCUCUGAAGCUGAUGCCUGAGAGCUCCAGCCUGUGGUAUGACCUGGGUCUCAACUACUACCACCAGGCCUGUCUGCCCCCCUGCCUUCAGGAGAUGGAGCACAACACCGUGCUACUGCUGCUGGAGAAGGCCCUGCAGUGUGUGAAGAAGGCCAUCAUGUUGAACAGUAGUAACCAUAGCUACUGGAACGCCCUGGGAGUGGUUGCCAUGAGCAAAGGACUUGAGAACUAUGCCCUUGCCCAACACAGCUUCAUUAAGUCAGUGCAAGUGGAACCCAAUAAUGUUGUUGCUUGGACAAACCUGGGUGCUUUGUAUCUGAAGAAAGACAGUGUUGAGCUCUCCCAUGAAGCCUUUAAGAUCGCCCAGUCUUUGGAACCACUGUAUGUCAACUGCUGGAUUGGACAGGCCCUUAUUGCAGAGAUGGUGGGCAGUUAUGAUACCAUGGACCUGUUCAGACACACCACAGAGCUCAGGACACACACGGAGGGGGUAAAGGGCUAUGCUUACUGGGUUUGUGCCACUCUGCUGGAUAAGAGUAACAGGGACUCUGAGCUCUAUCGCUACAACAUCGUCCAGAUGAACGCGGUGUCUGCCGCUCAGGUGGCUUUGAGCAAGUACACAGAGCGGAUCCAGACAGACCCUGAUGCCUUCGUCAUGCUGGGUUUCCUCAACGAGCACCUGCAGCUAAAGAAGCAGGCAGUGCUGGCUUACCAGAGAGCUGUGGAGUUGCUGCAGGCGACGCCUUCCGUGGAGUUACUGGCCUUCUCCCUGGGAAGCUAUGGCCGGGCCCUCUGCAACACAGGCCAAUGGGAGGAGGCGGUGCACGUUUACUCUUCCACACCUCUAGAGGUGCUCCACGACUUGGCUGGCCUGGCGCUGGCCUACUGCAGAGCAGGACUCAUCCCAGAGAGCAUCAGUGCCUAUGAGAAGGCUCUGAUGGUGACCUCUACUGAGAAAGAGAAGGCCUACAUUCUGACUUCUCUGGCUCUGCUGCAGCACAGACUGGGGAACAUGGACUCCGCUAAAACACUGCUCUUCAAAUGCUCCAUGCUGAAGGAACCUGUGCCAGAGUCUCUGCUGUGCCUGUGUGCUCUGGGGCUUGUCCAUGGGGACAGCACCCUGGCCAGCGCGGCCCUCACUGAGCUGCUGAAGCAGGGCAGGGCCACUGGGGCUGCCGUGGAGCAACGCUGCCUGCUCACCUGCACCCUGCUGGCCCUGCAGGGCAACUACAGCGCUGUGCAGCGAGAGGCCUCCAGGGCCGUCCACAGUAACCCUGGCAACCCUUCCCUGUGGGCCCUGCUUUCCAGACUGGUGCCACAGUAUUACCCCAGGAAGGCCAAGGGAGGUGCAGUGGCAGGCCACGUUGCGUGUCUCUCCAGCAUGACCCAAGGAAAGAGGGCACUGCUGUAUAGUGGAGUGAACCAGCUGGCAUGUGGCAGGCACUCUGGAGAAGAUCGCAGCAGGAACGCCCUGAAGACCAUGCAGAGGGCUGUGCUGCUCUGCCCCGAUGACCCGGCGGUGUGGGCGGGGCUAAUGGCUGCUUGUCACACAGAGAACACAGCCUGCUCCCUUUCUGGCACCACCCCUGGCAGACGAGGCUUGGAGCAGGUGCUCAUGGCCGUGGUGUCAGAAAAAGUACGGAAUGUGGAGGAGGUAGAACAGCCUCUGGCCCAGGCUCUGGAGGGUUGGGUGCUGCAGCAGGCUGUGACAGGACUGACAAGUGGAGGCCAGCUAGAGCAGGCUGAGGCCCUCUGCUCUCAGGUCCUGAGUGUGUCUCCUGAGCACCCUGCUGUAGUUCUGCUGUUGAGGCAGGUGCAGUGUGAACACCUCCUCCUGUCUAGUGCCGGUACUGCCCUGCCAGCUUCUGUCCUGGAGCAGCUCAGCAGUGCCGUCUCAGCCAAUCACACCUCAGUGGCCGCCUGGCACUGGCUGGCGGAGGUGUAUCGUACCCAGGGUCUGCUGGUACAGGCAGUAAUGGCCUACAGACAAAGCCUGCAGCUGGCCUCCCAGCUUGACCUCCACAGUGGGAAAAUGGCAUGUCUUCUGCGCCUAGCCCUGCUGGCCCUCAGCCCCUGCAUGUCGAAAGUCCCUGGUGAUGAAUGGAAGGAGCUGGUUCUGGAGGCGACCACCGAGGCUCUGAAGCUGGGCCCCUCCCCUGUAGCCCUCCUUGUCCAGGCCCUGCUACACUUCGCCACCAAGAUGUCCGCCAGGGAGACGAGGCGUUUGUUGGAGAGGCUGGUGUACUUCUCCUCCCAAGGUUACCCAGAGACUGUGGCGUGUGUGGCUCGCUGGUACCUCCUACGCCACCUGCAUGCCAAAGACGACCUGGAGCUGAUGGACACCCUGGUGGAUGACGCCAAAGCCAGUGGAGACAGCAGACUGCUGGAGUUCCACACACGGCUCACCUCUUGCUGACUGCCCACUACAGACUGACUGACUGACUACCAGGGGACAGCACAGCUCCAUCCACAGCCAGCCACUCACUCUGCAAACAAUGCAUGACCUGAAGUCAACAAUGUAUCUCCUUCAUUGCCUGACUCUUGUGCUUUCUCUGUCUUUCACAAUCGUGUCAAAAGUUUACAGUACUUAUGGUAUUUGUAUGCAAUAGAUCAGUUUAGGCAAUCAGUUCUUACUAUGGGAUAUUGAGAUUUGGGAAUAACACCAACAGGAGGCACUGAGGGUCAAAACACUAGCCUCUGAAAAUGGUAUCUUAACUUUUUGAGCAGCGCGGCAGAAUGUAGAGGAGUGGUCAUAUCAUGCAUAGGUUAUGUUGUCGCCUAUGUAUGAUCGAAUGCAUGAGAUGACCACUCCUCUAUAUCCUGCCAUGAUGUUCAAAGGGUAUUCUUCAUGUAGGUAGAAGGGAGGCACGGUAGUGGUAAGCAGUGAACACAUUCCUGUGACAAACUGUUACACCCUGGAAGUAAAACAUUAACUUCAAGUCCUUAGAGGUGCAUUCUGUAGCUUUAAGUUAAUUUCUCCAGUGGCAACUCACAGUACCACAAACACAUUCAGCCAAAAAAGAAAUGGGUACAUUUGGAUGCACCCAAACCUACACCUUCAGAUUCAGCACUUUUGACCAGAAAAAAAAUAAGAAGCUGUCUCCCUACAGCUUCUGGUGAAUGCUCACUUGUUAACCCAUAUUUAACUGAUCACUUACUAAAUGCCUUGACUGACACUUGUGAUAUUGACAGACAAACAAGAUAGUGUUUCAAUUCUGUAGUUGGCUAAUUAAGAAUGUAAGCUUUGUUAUUGCACUAUGCUGUUUAUCAUGUAGGAAAGUGCCUUCAGAGCAUGAGCUAUAUUAACAUAUCUGCUUUUGGGUGUCGCCUUAAGACACAAAGGAUGUAUCACUUAAUAACAUGUUUAAUUUGCGCUCAAAGCCAACCCACUGGUGCGGAAGGCCACCCUUGAUGUAUAUGCUCUACGCCUGCCCAUGAGUCAGGACUGAAGAGUAAAGAUGGUUGAAAUCACAUCACACGCCACUGGGUCUCAAACUCCUCAGAUUCCAGUGUAGUUUGCACUGUGCAUACUGAGGAAAUUGUGUUUAAAACGAGGCACUUUCUCCGAAACGCAUCAGCAAUAAAUAUAAUUGAAGGAAAUUAAGCUGCUGUCCUGAACCUGCUUUUACAAUUGUUGCUGCUUUAUUUCAUGUGAAUGCUGUCACACAUUGCCAAAUGAUAUCAUGUAACCACUGCCAUAGCUAUAUGUAAGAACCACAAACCCUAUGAGGAUAAAGCAUUUUUACUUUGGAGCUCAUGUAUUUCAUAUGAAAUGGAUCAAAUCAAACUAUUUGCCACAUGCGCCGAAUACAAGUGUAGACUUUACCGUGAAAUGCUUACUUACAAACUCUUAACCAACAGUGCAGUUCAAGAAGAAGAAAAUAUACAAAGUGAUAUUAGUGAUACUGCAGGAAUAAAAAGCCAAUACACAGUACCA
Oncorhynchus tshawytscha (Chinook salmon) is the source of this 6420-nucleotide messenger RNA. RefSeq names its product tetratricopeptide repeat domain 37 (gene skic3). The record is from RefSeq and is a predicted model, not a curated record. Gene Ontology annotation, cellular component: Ski complex. Gene Ontology annotation, molecular function: protein binding. The coding region runs from base 193 to 4899 and encodes 1568 amino acids. Lineage: Eukaryota; Metazoa; Chordata; Actinopteri; Salmoniformes; Salmonidae. The transcript has 41 exons.